GUGUGUGUGUGUGUGUGUUAUUUAAACCACUCCUCCCCCUCCACGGUGAUUUCGUGAUGACAUUCCAGCCUGUUUGCUGAAGUUCGUUCACACACACUGGAGCAGUUUGGGAAUCCGCUGGGAAACACACGUGAAGCUCAGUUUAUUUAUCAUGCCAAACUGGGGUGGAGGAAACAAAUGCGGCGCCUGCCACGGGACGGUGUACCAUGCUGAAGAGGUCCAGUGUGAUGGAAGGAGUUUUCACAAGUGCUGCUUCCUCUGUAUGGUCUGUAGAAAAGGGUUAGACAGCACCACACUGGCCAUCCAUGACCAGGAAAUCUAUUGCAAGUCCUGCUAUGGUAAAAAGUACGGACCAAAGGGAUACGGCUACGGUCAGGGAGCAGGAACGCUCAAUAUGGACCGCGGCGAGAGGCUGGGCAUCAAACCUGAAGAAACCCAAACUCACCGACCCACCACCAACCCAAACCCGUCCAAGUUUGCACAGAAGUUCGGCGGCUCAGAGAAGUGCGCACGCUGUGGAGAGUCUGUGUAUGCGGCGGAGAAGGUGAUGAGCGCUGGGAAGCCGUGGCAUAAGAACUGCUUUCGCUGUGCCAAAUGUGGGAAGAGUUUAGAGUCGACCACACAGACGGAGAAAGACGGAGAAAUCUACUGCAAAGCAUGCUAUGCAAAGAACUUCGGACCCAAAGGAUUUGGAUACGGUCAAGGAGCAGGAGCUCUGGUCCACGCUCAAUGAUAGUACUUCUCUUUACUGUUAUUCAAGAGGUUGUUACUAUUAUUUCAAAAGAAGAAAAUAAUUUUGUUAUAUUUUCAUGACAUUUAACAGGGCUGGACAGUGCGAUCAUGUCACUCGCAUUUGCGAUUA
Megalobrama amblycephala (Wuchang bream) is the source of this 862-nucleotide messenger RNA. RefSeq names its product cysteine and glycine-rich protein 2 (gene csrp2). Gene Ontology annotation, molecular function: actinin binding; structural constituent of muscle. Bases 152 to 733 code for a protein of 193 amino acids. The transcript has 6 exons. Gene Ontology annotation, cellular component: Z disc; nucleus; cytoplasm. Gene Ontology annotation, biological process: sarcomere organization; muscle tissue development. The record is from RefSeq and is a predicted model, not a curated record. Lineage: Eukaryota; Metazoa; Chordata; Actinopteri; Cypriniformes; Xenocyprididae.